CCCUCACUCUUCAAAAACCAUUUCAACCUUUCAUCACUCUCAUUCCUCAAACCUUAAUUUCCUCAAAAAAAUUCCUUAAAAAAACAUGCAAACAAGAGAAGUAACAACAACAGGACUCAACUACAUGCUCCCAUCAAACACAUCACCCUAUCUUCAAACCUACAACAACAUUAAUCCAACAUUCCAUCUCCAAAAACUCUCAAACCAAUUAUUCAAUUACCAAAACACCCCUCAAUUUCAUCAUGACUUCAAUUAUAGUCCUCAAUCCUCAUGCAUAAGUAGCAACUCAACUUCUGAUGAAGCUGAUGAACAAAACCUAAGCCUCAUCAACGAGAGGAAACACCGAAGGAUGAUAUCGAACCGAGAAUCGGCUCGUCGAUCGCGUAUGAGGAAGCAGAAACACCUUGAUGAACUUUGGUCACAAGUUCUUUGGUUGAGGAAUGAAAAUCAUCAACUUAUAGAGAAACUUAACCAUGUUUCGGAGAAUCAUGAUCAAGUUGUUCAAGAGAAUUCUCAGCUGAAAGAAGAAGCUUUGGAACUUAGACAAAUGAUAAGAGACAUGCAGAUUCAUAGUCCUUUGAUUCCUUCUUUUAGUCCUUUGGAAGAUACUUAUCUUAGAGAUGAUUCUUCAAACAAUUCCAUCUAAGUUCUAUGGUUCUUCUUGGUUAUAAUUUGAAGAUUAUAAGGCCAAAUUUUUAUCUAUUUGGUUUGAUUUCUUUAUUUUGUGUUUAUGUUGAAGUCAAUAUUAAUAGUUUCCUACUCCUUCUUUAGCUAUAUGUAUGAGGUGAAAAUAAUAUAUAUGGAAAUAACUUGAUUUAAGCUUCUUUA
Messenger RNA from Lathyrus oleraceus (garden pea), 828 nucleotides. Its product is annotated as basic leucine zipper 43. Gene Ontology annotation, molecular function: DNA-binding transcription factor activity. The record is from RefSeq and is a predicted model, not a curated record. Lineage: Eukaryota; Viridiplantae; Streptophyta; Magnoliopsida; Fabales; Fabaceae. The transcript has a single exon. Bases 86 to 646 code for a protein of 186 amino acids. Gene Ontology annotation, biological process: regulation of DNA-templated transcription.